This is a messenger RNA of Brassica oleracea var. oleracea, 2370 nucleotides long. Its product is annotated as factor of DNA methylation 3. NCBI's taxonomy places the organism in Eukaryota, Viridiplantae, Streptophyta, Magnoliopsida, Brassicales, Brassicaceae. The coding region runs from base 147 to 2060 and encodes 637 amino acids. The transcript is spliced from 9 exons. The record is from RefSeq and is a predicted model, not a curated record. Gene Ontology annotation, biological process: gene silencing by siRNA-directed DNA methylation.
GAACUCAGAAGAAAAAAAAAACGGGUUGAAAUGAAUCAGAACAAAGUUCUUAUGAUCUCCAGAAUCUGCUGAAGUCUCUCUAUCUCGAGAGAGCUAUUUCUCUUCCUCAGUUCCUUUUGAUGCAUAAUCAAUAAUGCAACAACAAGAUGGUGAUGAAGAACAACAAGAUGACAGAUUAUGAAAACAAUCUGUACAAAAAGCUCAAGAGCGGAAAGCUCGAGGUCAGAGUCUCCUACCGCACUUUCCUCUGUCCUUACUGCCCCAAGCAGAAGGUUGGUCUCUACAUCGACAUCCUUCAGCACGCUUCCGGAGUCGGUAACAGCAGCUCUAAGAAACGAAGUCUCACGGAGAAGGCUUGCCACCGCGCUCUCGCCAAGUACCUUCGUAAAGAUCUUGCGGAUUACGCUACGGCUACGGUCUCUAGGCGCUCAAAGGCCUUGGCAUCGUUAACUGGCGAUAUUCCUCUAGCUUAUGAUGAUGAUCAGUUCGAGAAACUUGUGUGGCCUUGGAAAGGUAUUUUGGUUAAUAUACCAACAAAGAUGGGACAUGAUGGUCUGUGUUGUACUGGGGAGAGUGGACCACAGCUUAAGGAUGAACUGAUCCGGAGAGGAUUCAACCCUAUUAGAGUUCGUACCGUGUGGGAUUGUUUCGGUCAUUCAGGAACCGGGAUAGUUGAGUUUAACAGAGACUGGAAUGGGCUCAACGAUGCGUUGCUGUUCAAGAAGGCUUAUCAAGAAGAUGGUCAUGGUAAAAAAGAUUGGCUGAGUGGUGGUGGUGCUGCUGACUCUAGCCUUUACGCAUGGCUUGCCAAUGCUGAUGAUUAUUAUAGAGCUAACUAUAUAGGAGAGUACUUGCGGAAGAUGGGUGACCUCAAAAGUAUUUCUAGGUUCGCAGAGGAAGAGGCUAGGAAAGACAAUAAGCUUGUGCAGCGUCUGAAUGUAAUCUCUGAGAACAUACAGAGUCAGUUGAGGAUGCUAGAGGAAAAAUUCUCAAAGACUUCUAUUACACUCAAGUGUGAGACUGAAGAAAAAGAUAAGAUUCUCCAUGGUUACAAUCAAGAUCUCACGGGAAGACAACAAAGAUCGACUGAUCAUUUCAAUAGAAUCUUUGCUGAUCAUGAAAAGCAAAAGGCGCAGCUGGAGUCUCAGAUGAAGGAACUUCAAAUUAGAGAAUCUGUUUUGGCGAAACGUGACGCAGAGAAUGAAACACAGAGGAAAAUCAUUGCAAAAGAGCUUGAACAGAGCGCCGCUAAAUAUAGUUACGUUCAACUAGUAGCCUUGGAACAACAAAAGGCCAGAGAGAAAGUUAAAAAAAUGGCUGUUGAUCACAAGAUGCAAAAGGAAAAGCUUCGUGAGAGAAUCACUGCACUGGAAAGAGAGCUUGAUCAGAAACAAGAUCUUGAACUUGAGGUUGAACAUCUGAAAAGACAGUUGGGCGUGAUGAGGCACAUGGAGUUGGACGGUGGUACUGAGAUUGUGAACAAGGUGGAGACCUACCUCAGAGACCUUAGUGAGAAGGAAGGAGAGCUUGCACAUGUAAACAAGUUUAAUCAAGAUCUUGUUGUACGGGAGCGGACGACCAAUGAUGAGCUUCAAGAAGCUAGAAGAGCACUGAUCAGCAAUUUGAGAGACAUGAGAUCGCAUAUUGGUGUAAGGAGAAUGGGGGAGCUUGACACCAAACCUUUCAUGGAAGCAAUGAGAAGAAAGUAUUGUCAAGAAGAUCUAGAGGAUUGGGCAGUUGAAAUCAUCCAGCUAUGGGAAGAAUAUCUUAAGGAUCCAGAUUGGCAUCCUUUCAAACGGAUAAAGCUUGAUGCUGCAGAAACUAUAGUGGAAGUGAUAGAUGAGGAUGACGAGAAGUUGAGAACACUGAAGAUUGAACUGGGGGAUGAUGCGUACCAAGCAGUGGCAAAUGCAUUGCAGGAGAUAAACGAGUAUAACCCGAGUGGAAGGUACGUCUCCUCGGAGCUGUGGAACUUUAGAGAAGAGAGGAAGGCUACGCUGGAGGAGGGUGUUACUUGUUUGCUGGAGCAAUGGAAUCAGGCAAAGCGUCAUAAGCCUUAACACGUUAUAUUCGCAUUUACCCACCAGCAAACGGAGAUUGGAAAAAAAACUUGUGCGCAUGGAGGAUGUCAAGAACUGCGAGGCGUUCUUGCCAAAGAUGCCAUGUUCAAUAAGUGUCUGUCUUUGAUGCACUCAGGGUCUUAGAAUAGGGAUUAGUUGUUAGAAUAUAAGGAACUUGGUUGGCGAAUCGUUAAAAUAUUGUAGAAAAAUAAGUAACAGAUUGUUAGAAGCUUCUAAGCCUUACAGAAGGUCAAUUCAUUUGUGAAGAACAGCAAAAUGUUUUCUUUGUAAGUAUCACUAAUAACCAACA